This is a messenger RNA of Dicentrarchus labrax (European seabass), 5086 nucleotides long. It is a transcript of the gene tspan15, whose product is annotated as tetraspanin 15. NCBI's taxonomy places the organism in Eukaryota, Metazoa, Chordata, Actinopteri, Moronidae. Bases 77 to 976 code for a protein of 299 amino acids. The transcript is spliced from 8 exons. Gene Ontology annotation, cellular component: membrane. The record is from RefSeq and is a predicted model, not a curated record.
GUGGCGAUGACAACCCGGAAGUGUGUUGUCAACAGAGCAGGCAGCCGCCGAAGACAACCGUCCUCAGUCAGACACAAUGUCCAAUAACGAUGGAGUCCGAUACUGUGACAGGUUCUCCUACUGUCUCCUCAAAUUCAUCCUGUUCGCCUACUCCAUCAUAUUCUGGUUGAUAGGUGGCUUCAUCCUGGCCAUUGGUAUCUAUGCAGAGGUGGAGAGGCAGCGCUUCAAGACGCUGGAGGGAGUGUUUCUGGCCCCUGCUGUAAUCCUGAUCCUCCUGGGAAUUGUCAUGUUUAUUGUUUCAUUUAUUGGAGUCUUGGCUUCACUAAGGGACAAUUUAACCCUACUGAAAGUGUUCAUGUACACCCUGGCUGUGUGUCUGAUCCUGGAGCUGCUGGGAGGAAUAUUGGCGCUGGUGUUCCGCAACCAGACAUUGGAGUUACUGAACAAGACCAUCCGAAAGGGCAUAGUGAACUACUAUGAUGACUUGGACUUCAAAAACAUCAUGGACUUUGUACAGAGGAAGUUUAAGUGUUGUGGAGGUCAAGAGUUUAAGGACUGGUCGGUCAAUAUGUACCACAACUGCUCUGCACCUGGUCCACUGGCCUGUGGUGUCCCUUAUACCUGCUGCAUCACUACCAAGCCCAAUGAAGUGGCCAACACGAUGUGUGGCUACGAGGUGUUGAAAGAAGAGCGUUUGAACUUGAUCAACACCAUCCAUAUCAGAGGCUGCACUGAUGCUUUCUUUAUCUGGCUGAUGGACAACUAUAAGAUUAUGGCAGGACUGCUAUUAGGGAUCCUGCUGCCUCAGCUCUUUGGUGUGAUAGUCAGCUGGCUGUACAUCACUCGUGUUGAAGACGCCAUCAGUGAGUAUGGUUACUACAUGGACGGACUACUGCACUCAAACACACUGAAAAGAGAAGCCAAGAGGCAGGGCCGCGUGUCCAAAUGGUGUAAGUGUAUGCCGGAGAUCGACUGAUGAAACAAAAGCCAAAAAGCAGCAAAUGGACUCCACUCACAGUUGGUUAAAUCACUCCAGUCGAUCCAGAUACUUUUGACAGCCGCUGUGGGAGCCUGCGUUACUAUACGCUCACUUCACUAUGGAGACAUUUCUUUUUUGUUUUUGGGAAGAAGGAAUUGUUCAGCAUUAUUAAGAGUUUGAUAUUUAAGUGUUAACAUACAGUGUGCUAAUGCAUGAGUGGGAAUAAGAGCUCAUUUAUAUAUACAUUAUGUAUUUAGCUGUAUCGUGCCUCAGACGGUCUCAGGGAUGAAAACAGAAAUCAGUACAACCACCAUGACAUAAAAUUGGUCACGUCACACAAUCUAAAGCACUGACUUUUUUCUUACUUUUAUAUGUAUUCAUUGUUUGUGUUCCAAUUAAAACAUUAACUGACUCCUCCAACAACUACUGAUGAAACAGGUCCUAUCAUUCAAACACUUCAACAACAACAAAAAGGAUGCAGUUUGCCUUAUUUCUGUAUAGAGCUGGAAAUACUCAGAGGUUUGAGACUAAAUAAUAAAUAUUUUGAAAUAGCCCGUAGAGGAUAAGUAUUUAUGCACCCUGCACAUUCUGUUAAGACCACAAGUGUUCACUGAACUUUCAUGAGGUGUCUAGCACAAGAAAAGUCUAUAAUGCUCAGAUUUAUUACAUACAUUUUCUUCAUCAAAGUCUUGCUCAGUUGAACUAAGGUCUACUGUUUUUUUUUUUUAAUCAAAUGCAUUUCCUGUUCGCCCCCCAGUGUCAUGUUACAGACCAAAAUUAUGUUUUUACAUUGAUUUAAAAGAUGAAUGCUAAUGCAGUGCCACUGCCAUGAUAAGGAUAUCUCAGGGUUUUUUAGUACAGCAACCCUGUCUCCUCGAAAUUACUAAUUACUCAUUUACAAAUCAGUCUCUGAGACACGUAAGGUUUUUAAUCAAUAUGACAAAAUGUUUUUGAGGACCUAAUCUGCUAAGUUCAUACAGAACAUGACAUGACUUUGAGCACAAGGUAUUGCAUGUUUGCUUUAUGAACAUUUAACCAAAACCACAGCUGUUUCCCUAAACUGCCAGAACCUAACCACACACAGGACUCAGGAGUCUUGUGCUUUGUACACCCUCUAUCCACCUCCCUGCAACUUUUCUUACAACACAUUUUGCCCCUGAACAAGUGUAAUUUCUAGGAGACAGAGUUGCAUAUAGACAUGUUAAAAAGGCAAGAGAAGAUGUACUGUUGAUAAAAUCGCCUUAAAAUUCCCACAUUAUACUCCAGUGUUGUUUUACAAACAUGCACUUGUCAUGACCUAAGUGAAUAAUGUGAAUUUAAUGUGCUACUGAACUUUGUUUGGUUCGAUGUGAAGUUGGAAACUGAGACCAAAUACCUAAUCUUUGUAGAAGUAGAACUUUUUUAUUAAAAUCUCCCUUUGUAUCUUUAUCACACUACAUUCUUAAUAAUAUGUAUGUAUAUAUACUGUCCUAUCCUGUACUGCUAAAACAUGUUUGCAGUGCCUCUAUUUAAUAGGCUACAAGGCCAAACAGGUCUCACGAAGGUUUAUAUGUUAACCUUGUUUGCGCUGGAGGAACAAACAGAGAUUGCCAGGACUUUAUUCUCAUUAGCAUGGUCACAUAUUAUGUUCAAAUUAAUAAUAAUCCCUGUUAAAUUAUUUCUUCUCACAUUCAGCUGGUUGCAGAAAAAGAUUAUGUUUGAUUUUAGCAUUUUAAUAUGUUGGGCUGUCCCUCACCCAGAUAUGCCUGUUAAGCUUUGAUUAUGAAAGUGUUGUUUCAUGUUUCAGCUCAGUCUUUCGGAAUGUAACUUAUGAAGCAUUUGGCUGGUGGAUUGAAGGUAAACGUUAUCUGUAUAUAACGAGUCAUCACACAUUUAACAGCCUUGCUGGUCAGUCCAGUUUAUUAUAUAACUAUUUCAGUUCUGUUUUAAACAAAAAAUGUAUUGAUCCCACUCUGAUAGAAGGUAUAACUGACAGAUUUAACUCAGGUGCAUUAUCAGGUCUACUAUCACAGUACCUACACAUCCCAGUUAAAGUGCCAAUGUUGUCUCUUUAAAGGUAUGAGAUGAUGAGAUGAGAUGAUACAUAGAUGUAUAUCCAAAGUUAUGUUUUUAGUGUCAUAGUUGCUAUUCAUGUAUGCCUGUGGUAUACACCGAUCAGCCAUAACAUUAUGACCACUGACAGAUGAAGUGAAUAACACUGAUUCUCUGGUUACCAUGGCACCUGUCAGUGGGUGGGCUAUAUAAGGGGGCAAGUGAACAUUUUGUCCUCAAGUUGAUGUGUUAGAAGCAGAAAAAUGGGCAGCGUGAGGAUUUGAGUGACUUUGACAAGGGCCAAAUUGUGAUGGCCAAACGACUGGGUCAGAGCAUCUCCAAAACUGCAGCUCUUGUGGGGUGUUCCCGGUCUGCAGAGGUCAGUACCUAUCAAAAAUUGUCCAAGGAAGGAAAAGUGGUGAACUGGAGACAGGGUCAUGGGGAGCCAAGGCUCAUUGAUGCACAUGGGGAAGGCUGGCCCCUGUGGUCUGAUCCAACAGACAAGCUACUGUAGCUCAAACUUCUGAAAGUGUUAAUGCUGGUUCUGAUAGAAAGGUGUCAGAACAAACAGUGGAUCACAGUUUGUUGAUAUGGGGCUGCAUUACAUUAUGGCUUAUCGGUGUAUAGAUUGAAUGCAUACAUUCAAUGUGUGGAUGGCCUCACUGGGAACUGCAUCUUUAAAAUAUAGUAUCAUCACUUCAUUGAGUUGCACAAAACCACACUUACUGAAAGAGGUAUGAUGUCAAAUUGUUUUGCCUGGUUGAGGCUGAAUAGAUCUUCCUGUAAAGGGAUAUUUGGGGGUUGGAGGGCUGCUAAAUAAAUUAUGGCUGACACAGCAUCACACUGUGUAUUUUCUAGGGCAGGCUUCACCCUGAGUCACUGGCAGUGUCUACAUUUUUAAUGUAAAAGUAUGAAUACAACACACUGUAGAUGAAAAAAUAGUUAAGACCCUGUCAGAGAAAGCAUAUCACAAAGCAUAUUAGUUGAAUCAAAAGUAGUGACAUUCAAGUUCCGGUAUUAAUCAGGGUCACUUUUACUUGUAUGUGAAACUUCAAAUGUCCAAGAACGUGGUGCAUACAGUGUACUAAAGCAGCAAUAUUAAUAUUACUAAAGUUGGUCAAAUGUAUGUAACAAUUCAGAAAAGCUAGUAAUACCUUAGAAAUGUCAUGGAGCGCAGAAUCUAAGAUUUACCUUUAUGGUUUGCAGAUGUUAAAUGUAACCAAUGCAGUCCUACUGUGCAAAUUUGCAAUGUAUAAGUAGUAUUUAAUGACCAAUGUUUUGUUAUUUAAAUCAUUAGAUUAAAGACAAGAGAAAGGACAUUGAUUGAAUGUUUAAAAAUCAAUUCUUUUUAUUAGCAAAACAAUGAAGUAAAGGGUUGGGAAACAGGAAAAAAAUCUGUGUAUGGCUAAAAAAAAUGUAAUUAACAACAUAUUCUAGACACUUCUUCAAUUAGUAAACGUGAGUUUGAAUCAGAACAAAAUCUCAUUGUUGCUUCACAUUGAAAACAUAAAUGAAUAGAUGUUUAAUCAGCAUGUCCAACAAGCAACCCAUUACACAAGUGAGAGUUUGACCAUUCAGGGUUUUAUUAGUGCAAAACAAAUUAUGAAUUUCCACUUGAGUUCAGGCAGGAUUAUGCUUUGAUUGGAUUCCUUUAGAAACGUUAUCAUGCAAAACAACUUCUAUACCUCCUUCACACAUUAGAAGCUCUUGUGCAGAAAGAAGCAUAAAGCCUGGUGAAGAGUGGUUUGGUGUUUAUCUGUUGUAUUCUUUUUCUUCCUCCUACUCCUGCUUCUCCUGCUGCUUUGAGGACUUCCUGCUGCUUAGAACCUAUUAAUAUUUUACCCCUACAACCACAGACGGGGAAAUUAUUUUCCUACAUCACCAACAAGGAAGGAAGACGCUGUUGUGAAUGGUCUGGAAGGAGUGGUCAUGUUGCUCCGCUCCACCAACACACAGCUUAAAAUAACUGUCUCGGUUUCUUCCCACCAGCCCUCAUUCUCUGCAAGGUUGGCACACCAAUUUUUGUUGUGGAUAUGAAAUACCAUGUUUUCAAAUUAAAAUGUGAUCCAAUUAUAA